Molecule: messenger RNA, 1862 nt
Organism: Branchiostoma floridae (Florida lancelet)
Lineage: Eukaryota; Metazoa; Chordata; Leptocardii; Amphioxiformes; Branchiostomatidae
Exons: 3
Coding region: 169-1116 (315 amino acids)
Biological process (GO): regulation of transcription by RNA polymerase II
Cellular component (GO): transcription regulator complex; nucleus
Source: RefSeq, a predicted model, not a curated record
GUUGACAAGGACGUAACGUCCUCACUGCGCAAUCGCACAAACGACGGGAUGUGACGCAAUCAGGCCGCAAUGCCAUGUGGGAAGGGCGUGUCAAAGGUCAUGGACGAACACAACAGGUGAGGCAGCCUUGCCCAGACGUGGUGCUGUUGAACAAGACUCUACUACGCCAUGCCUCCUAAGAAGUGCAAUCCGAAGAAUCGCAGGGAGCAUCACGAACCCUCUGGUCCUGCAUCCGAGAGGGCUACCGAUCUCUCAACGGACUCUGUCAACUCCAAGGGCUCUGCUGAUGGCGGCCAAGUCAUGAUCAAGAAGAGGAGGACAACCGUGGCCACCCUGACCGAGCCUGAGGAGGAGACCAUGCUGGUGUUCCUGAGGGAGCACCCUGAGCUGUACAACAAGAAGAUUAAGGAGUACAAGAACCUGCGGAGGAAGGAGUCCCUGUGGCAGGAGAAGGCAGCGGAGAUGGGGCGGAGCGUGGAGCACCUCCAGACGUGGUACCGCAGCAUGAGGACCAGGAUGGCCAGGCUGCUGAAGAACAAGUCCAGCGGAGACUUCACCGACAGGGACACCUGGGUGAUGGAGAACCUGGCCUUUCUGAGAAAGCACAUCGAAGCCGUGCACAGGGGGGGACUUAAGAGAGAAAGAAUGGCUCAGGGCCCAGGCACCCCUCCAGCCAUCCAAAGCACCAGUACCGGCAGUACUCUCGACCCCGUCACUAACCACAUCAUGAUCAUGCAGCAGCAGCUGAUUGACCGCCUGCAGCCCCAGGGGGACCCGGAGAGGCUGGGGUUCGCGGAGUGGGUGCGCGCGACCCUGGUCAGCCUGCAGCACGACGUGUGGAGGCGCGCCCAGCGGGACAUUAUAGACGUCCUGCACCGUGCCAUCAGGGAGAAUGACGCUGCAGACCAGUCCGAUGCCGGUAGUCCCAAACCAUCGCUUUGCACGGCCCCGCCUCCGACUUCAACAGGGCCUGCCGCACCCCCGUCUCUACCCGCAAACCCUGCUGGACCCUCCUUCGAUCGUUACAACCGGCUUCCGUCAAGUCAACAGAUGUGGCAAACCCCGCCCAACCAGUGGCCAGGCCACGUUCCAAACAGCAGCAGUUCCUUCUCGUGAUCUUAGUUCCUCUCAUUGGUCUCAAACUCUGCCGCAACCUUGCUCGACCCCUCCUAGAUCCUUCCAUCUCUACCAGCAUUCCCAACUUUUGACAGCUAGGACAACUGCAGCACUCUUCAAAACUUGGAUACUGAUGAACUGCAGGUGUCUCUUUUGACACCUAGGACAGCCAGAGCCAGUUGGGUAUACAGCCUGGCUCUAAAAAUAUAGAGCUAUAGGUGGCGAUGUAGUAGAUCUGGGGCUGGUGAGACAUGGUCAAAUUAAAAACAAGAAAAUUUUUAUUAAAUUAAGCUAGUAAAAUUGCCUGUGUUUGAAAAAAGAGAAGGUAUUGCUGAGAUCUUGAAAAGGUCAUGGGUACAGAACCAUUUUUUCUUAGCAUAGGGAGAGCCCUUGUACUCACUGGUAAAGGUAAAGACCAGCCCUGUACAUUCCAGAAGUGACUGUUAAUAUAUUAUUACCAGUGAAAGUACUGUCAGUGUUAUCACUGUACAUGUAGACAGUGCCAGAAGUUGCUAUUCUUAACAGCAUAUCCUUAUUCUUUCUCUGUGUUUUUAUUCAUGUUUUUAAUGACUGUGACUAUAACUGAAUAUAUGUUGUAGUUUGAAAUAUCAAUGUGAAGGGUUUGAUAAGGAACCAGUAAAUAUGACCAAUAUUAUUAAUUACAAUUUACAACUGAAUAUUUGUUGUAGUUUAAGAUAUUAAUGUGAAGGAUUUAAUGAUAAAUAGAUAAAGAUGAUCGUGACUAU